CACCGCUGACGUUACACCCUGACGAUUGAGUCGCACCAGCAGCAACAUUAACGAUACACAUCAACGGAGGCUGAGUUUAGAUGAUAACCCUUUUGUCAACCUUAACUGAGCAGCAACCCAAUUCAAGAAAAUGAUUCCAGAGUUAUCCAACCCCUCCGUGUGUAUGAGGGACCCUCAUAGGGUCCAGGAGAUACUUCAGUCCAUGGUGAAGGCUGGCUCCAAUACCGUGCAGGUGAUCUCAGAUUUUGACAUGACUCUGACAAGAUUUGCAUACAAUGGCAAAAGGUGCCCCACGUGUCACAAUAUUCUUGAUAACAGCAAACUCAUCUCCAAUGACUGCAAAGAAGAGCUGAAGAAGCUGCUCAACACAUACUACCCUAUAGAGAUCGACUCUUCACGGUCAAUAGAAGACAAACUGCCUCUUAUGGUGGAGUGGUGGACUAAAGCUCAUGAAAUACUGGUACAGCAGGAGAUUAGGAAAGACCUGCUGGCCAUUGUGGUGCGGGAGUCUGAUGCCAUGCUGAGAGAGGGCUACCAGCUCCUUUUUGACCACCUGUAUGAGCACAGCAUCCCUCUGCUCAUCUUCUCUGCUGGAAUAGGAGACAUCCUGGAAGAGGUUAUUCGCCAGGCGGGAGUCUUCCACCCCAACGUCAAAGUCUUCUCCAACUACAUGGACUUCGAUGAGACUGGAGUGUUGAGGGCUUUCAAGGGAGAGCUGAUCCACAUCUACAAUAAAAGGGAAGGUGCGCUGCUCAACACCGGCCAUUUCCAGGAGCUGCGUACGCGGCCUAAUGUGCUCCUGCUGGGAGAUUCUCUGGGAGACCUGACCAUGGCUGACGGGGUGCAGGACAUGGAAAACAUCCUCAAGAUUGGGUUCCUCAAUGACAAGGUGGAGGAGAGGAAACAGUCUUACUUGGACUCGUAUGACAUUGUGUUGGUGAAAGAUGAGACCUUGGAAGUCCCUAAUGCUUUGCUGCUCUACCUUACUGGCAAUAAGUGAAGUGGGAAUAUCACUGGCCCUUUGUAUCUCACACUCCGGUUCCACCAGCUACGGGGGGGCCUCUCCUCAAAGGGCCAGUUGAAGGCUUAUUUACAGCCAACUAGGAAUGUUUCGUGAUCAUUUUAUUUUACAAAAUGAUUCAGCUGUCCAGUCAUUCACAUCACCCUUUAAUAUCUGUGUCGAUGGGCCCGGCUCGUGUUCAUGGUAAAACUUUAUUUGCACCGUCAACCUACUCUGCAGCAUGUAAAGAGUGUGUGUGUGUGUGUGUGGGAGGAGAUUAGUUUUGUUUUGGUCUUGGUCUUCAUAUAGGACGUAAUGAUGAAGGGAAAGAAAAAUGCACAACUUGAAGGGUAGCACUCAACUUAAACUGGUUUGAAACUGGCUUUCAGCCUUUUACAAUAAAGCUUAUUUCCAGCUUAUUUUAACCCGAAAACCUGACGUUUUUAAAAAAGUUUAACGCUUUCUUACAGUGUCAAGUCUUCCAGUUUCUGGCCAUAUUGUCAAGCAUAUGUUUCUAGUUUUUAUGAAAACAAUUUCAAUGCUACCAAGUGGGGAACUAUGACAAUGCCUGACUUUAAGAGUGAAAUAAAUAGGUCAACAAAGAAAGUGGUAGGUCAGUGAGAGGCAACUAACUGCUUCCUCAAAUGUUGUAGUAUUACAAAGAAAAACUAAUAGGAUUUUCAGAAUUGUUAGUAUUUAACAGGUCUUGAAAAAGAUUGUUUUUAAAAGACUGUUACUUUCCACAUUGUUUUAUAAAACUCAUCCAAAAAUAACCUACUUUUUGUAUGUACAUGCAUUUCUAUCUUCAUAUGUUCCAACCCGUCUCAAAUAAAAUGUGCUCCCACCGGUUCA
This is a messenger RNA of Cyclopterus lumpus (lumpfish), 1852 nucleotides long. Its product is annotated as cytosolic 5'-nucleotidase 3-like. Gene Ontology annotation, cellular component: cytoplasm. Lineage: Eukaryota; Metazoa; Chordata; Actinopteri; Perciformes; Cyclopteridae. The record is from RefSeq and is a predicted model, not a curated record. Gene Ontology annotation, molecular function: 5'-nucleotidase activity; magnesium ion binding.